AUGGAAGUCAAGAGGAGCGGCGGCAGCUUCAGACACAUGGCUAAGAAGAAGAAGGAGAAUAUUGAUGUCAUUCUCACAACAUAUAAUAUGAUCUCAUCGAAGCAUGAUGACAAGAAGUUCUUUAAGAACUUCAGUAUUCAUUAUGUUGUUUACGACGAGGGUCAUAUGCUCAAGAACUGUGGUACGGAUCGCUAUCGGAAUCUUAUGAAAGUUAAGGGUAAGCGAAAGGUGCUCAUGACAGGAACUCCCUUGCAAAAUAACCUUAUCGAAUUAAUAUCCUUGAUGUAUUUUGUGAUGACUCACAUUUUCACGAAGUAUUGUGAGGAUAUCGCUCAACUUUUGCAACAUUUCAAACAGCAAGGUCCUGCUCUUGAGUCAGGUUCAUGUUCCAUGUAUCAAAAGGAUAGGAUAGAGCAGGCAAAGUUGAUUUUGCAGCCGUACAUGCUCAGAAGACUGAAGACUCAGGUAUCUGAUUACUGUUUUAUACCACUUGCCAGAGAAACACGAAGAAGUUAUAGAAGUGUGGAAAUGUUGGAAAAUCAAAAAGAGUUAUAUGAAAAUGUAUUAGAUAGUGUUCGAGGUGUAGACGGGGACACAAACAAUGCUUAUGGAGCUCUGAUGCGUUUGAGACAAGCAGCAAAUCAUCCACUACUGAGACGGGUUCAAUAUUACGGAUUCGUUGCUGGACAAGCUGGCGAAAACUCUAUGAGAAGCCAUACGAGAAGAAAAAGUGGGAAGACGUUGCCAGAAGAUCUGUCCUAUCAGUCUGAUUUCCAAAUUCAUCAAAUAUGUGAAAAGUUUCGUAGCACGAAGAAAUUUUUGCUCUGCGAAGAUUUGGCACUCGAGUCAGGAAAGUGUCAAGGAGAUAAAGUGCUGAUAUUCUCGCAAUUCACUUCAAUGCUUGACAUUCUCGAGGUGUACUUGCGCAUUCGACAAUAUUCAUUCAGACGGUUGGACGGCUCGACACCAGUGAUGGAUAGACAAGAGAUGAUCAACGAGUUCAACAAUGAUCCGGAACUUUGUGUAUUUCUUCUAUCAACCCGUGCGGGAGGUUUGGGCAUCAACCUGACAUCAGCAAAUCACAUAAUUCUUCAUGACAUCGAUUUCAAUCCAUAUAAUGACAAGCAGGUAGUUGAUUGA
Ostertagia ostertagi is the source of this 1140-nucleotide messenger RNA. The record is from the annotation of a GenBank genome assembly. Lineage: Eukaryota; Metazoa; Nematoda; Chromadorea; Rhabditida; Trichostrongylidae.